UGUCUGAGCACAUUUCACACAAAACUCCAGACUAACCUGUUGAGGGGAGUGAAGGAAGCCGAGAAACACUGCCUUGGAAAUGCCACAAAUAAAGCGCUGGAGCCAAUACGGAAGGAUAACCGAGGCUGUCACAGGACACUCCUUGCCUUGUGCAAAGGUGAUGGAUAUUACAGAUCUAGCAGUGGAAAUGUAGUUGAUCUGAACUAUACUCUGACAGCACCCAUGUACAUCAGGAUGAAUGAAAAUAAUCUCUUUCUGGCAACUUUUGGUUCUGGGAGUUCGAGGCGAUCGAUCAAGGGGAACUUUGACAGUUUCCAAGAGGACUUCAUCAAUGCUAAACUUGAUGGUUACAGAGAGGAGGCAGGGAUGUACCUCCGUCUGGUGUACAUUAGGACAGAGCAAAGGAAAUUACUGAAGAAGUUGGAAAGGCAAAUCCUUCAAAGGAAGAAGUCCAUCUAUAAUUCUCUCAGCGAUUCAAUCAGGGACACCAUGAGGUUGACAUAUGAAGAAUGCACUAGAAUCAGUGGAAAAUCUGCUUUCACUGAGAUUCAAAAGAAACUGAAAACCAAAAUCGAGUCUUCUAAAAACACCAUGUUCAAAGAAGCCAAAGACAAGAUGCUGAAACAGUUCAGUGAUCUACAGACGUGGAUUUUGGAAGAAAUUGAUACAAAGAUGAAGUCUGCCUUGAGGGUGGCACUACAGCAGAUCCCUGAUGAUGUCACUGAUCUCCCAGAUGUUCAGGAAGAAAUUGACAUGAUGAAACGAUGCUGCGAAGAUUUGGACCUCAAGAUUUUCUUUUAAGAGA
Molecule: messenger RNA, 805 nt
Organism: Megalops cyprinoides (Indo-Pacific tarpon)
Lineage: Eukaryota; Metazoa; Chordata; Actinopteri; Elopiformes; Megalopidae
Product: nuclear GTPase SLIP-GC-like
Exons: 7
Coding region: 223-801 (192 amino acids)
Molecular function (GO): GTPase activity
Source: RefSeq, a predicted model, not a curated record